This is a messenger RNA of Monodelphis domestica (gray short-tailed opossum), 4036 nucleotides long. The record is from RefSeq and is a predicted model, not a curated record. Lineage: Eukaryota; Metazoa; Chordata; Mammalia; Didelphimorphia; Didelphidae.
UUGGGCUACCUUGGACUAAGGUCCCCAUCAACCCUUACCUUUUUCAUUUUCUCCCCUGAACAAUGGGUGCAAUGUGCACCCAUAUGCAUAGGAAAAAGAAAAAAGCAGAGUUAAACAGAAGACUAGCUUCUGGAAGAAAAAAAUUUGACACAUCUUUGCCUGAUGGUACCAUCGCCCCAUCAGAUGACUCCUCGGUGUCCACAAUGACUGCCAACAAUACUUCAGGUUAUAAACAUCAAAUGAGCUUCCCUUGCUUCACAAACAUAUCAUGGAGCUCUUGCUACAAAACCUUCAAACUCAGCUUCACUAUUACCAACAUGUUUUACACAACAAAGAUGAAUCAAAAGGACACCAGAACAUUCAAGGCUGCUGAGCAUAUCCUACAAAUCUUGCUCAAGGUAUUGUUUGGAAGCAGCAAGCUUGGCUCUCAGUAUUGUGGAUGCAGUGGCCUUUCACUGAGGUCUCUGAAGAACAGCAUAGCAACUGGAGUAGAUAUACUCUGCACUUUCAAGAAGGACUCCUCCAACCUUGUCCUGGACAAAAAGGUGGUUUCCUGGGAGCUGACUGAACAGCUCUGUAGAAGAGAGCUAAAACACCUGGUUAUAGACAAUGAUAGCCUUAUUGUGAAUGGGUAUCAACAUAAGCUGCCAGGAAUCAGAUCCACAAAGAGAAGUGAGGUUGGUAUAGGACCUGUCACCCAUAUCCCAGACCAUGGAGAACCAGGAAAAAUCAUGACAUCACUGACUAGUGGCCUCCUGAUCCGUGAAUCCCCUGUAAAUGCUAUAGAGAGUGACAUUGGUGUAGGGCCCUUCACCCAUAUCCCAGAACAUGGAGCACCAGGAGACAUGACAUCAGUGACCAGUGAAUCUACUGUAUGUGCCAUGGGAUUCUCUACUGAGACUUCAGGGACACUGAAGAAAGUGAGUGGAUCUGACCAGGGAAGAGAACCAACAAACUCCACCAGUAUCCCUAUGACUGGCUUUAUCGGGAGAGAUUCCAUUGAUGACACUGAAAAGGACAUAUGUGUCAUGGAGACAACUCCAAGAGCCACAGCCACUCAAGACCUACUUCUCACUGUGCCCACUGGAGAAGGUGACCUCAUCCCUGGGAUGCACAGGAGAACUGUGUCCUCUCCCACCGAAACCUCAGUUCCAUCUGAGAUAUCCUCUGGAGUCACCAUUGCCAUUGCAAGGACCUCACUCUCCAUGACUCCAGUAGAAAUCACAGCUAGGUCCGGCUACAGUGCUCCCUUAAACAUCAGCCUAAGCAGAAGAACAGCUUCCCUUGAGCCUGCUACUUCGUUGGAGGACCCAAGGCCAGCCGGCCUGACUCCAGAAACUGAGAGAAACCCACAGGCAACACCAACUCCAGCUAUCACCCUGCCUCCAGCCAGCACACAGGAAGUUUGCACAACAGCAUCUCCCAGUCCUCCUGACACAACCACAGAGGGCAGCAGUGUCCAGGCAGGGACAGCCUCUGUUUCUGAUCAGGUGCCUUCCACUUCCAGCCUCUUCCCAAGAGGUGAUGCUGGUGUGUUGCCAGUCACACAUGCCCAAGGCCAUGAUGCACCAGGAAGCACAGUAGCACCAAUAAGUAGCCCCCUGACCCCUGUGUCUACUAUUAUUCCCUCAGCAGCAGGGAGAUACAACUGGAAGAGCUUCACCCUUAACUUCACCAUCACCAACAUGUUUUAUACAACCAAGAUGGCUCAAAGGGAUUCCAGCACAUUCCGUCUUCCUGAAUUUUUCCUGCAGCGCCUGGUGAGACUCAACCCCUCCACACCCCUCUUCCUCCUUGCAUCCAUGCUUCCUUCCUCAUCCCUGGGUAUACAGACUUCCUCUAGCCAGGUACUCAGAAGUUCCCUUCUCUCUUUUUGUUUCCAGUUCAAGGUAUUGUUUGAAAGAAGCAGCCUUGGCUCUCAGUAUUGUGGAUGCAAUGUGACCUUGCUGAGGUCUAUGAAAAAUGGGGCAGCAACAGGAGUGGAGGUUAUAUGUUUUUAUAAGGAAGUUUUCUCUGUCCCCAUCUUGGACAAGAAGAAGAUUUACCAAGAGCUGAGUCAAGAGACUAAUGGAAUAACAAGGCUUGGACAUUAUAUUCUAGAUAAGAAAAGCCUCUAUGUGGAUGGGUAUAACCCUCAGAUGCCACCCCGCUCCACAAAAGAAUCAGUCUACCACCAUGGGACCAGAAGAUGGAGGAAACUCUACCGAAUGAAUGGGCAUCUGUUUCAAUCCAAACGUUUUAACAGAAGAGCCUACUGUGGCCAGUGCAGUGAAAGGUUAUGGUGUCUCGGAAGGCAAGGCUACAAGUGUAUCGACUGCAAAUUACUGGUCCAUAAAGGUUGUCAUAUUCUUGUAUCACAGACCUGCAAAAGGCAUAUGGAUUUGGUGAUGCCAUCCCAAGAACCUCAAGUAGAGGAUAAAAAUGAUAAAGUUGACCUUCCCUCCGAAGAAAAUGAUGGACUCGCUUAUGUUCCCUCAACCUGGAAACAUGACAGCCUUAAAGAUGAUUCUGGGGACAUUAAGCCAGUUAUCGAUGGGAUGGAUGGAAUUAAAAUAUCUCAGGGGCUCGGGCUACAGGACUUUGAUUUAAUCAGAGUUAUUGGACGGGGGAGUUAUGCCAAAGUUCUCUUAGUGCGAUUGAAAAAGAAUGACCAGAUUUAUGCCAUGAAGGUAGUCAAAAAGAAGUUCGUCCAUGAUCAUGAAAACACCAACUGGGUGCAGACAGAGAAGCAUGUAUUUGAACAGGCCUCCAGUAACCCUUUCCUUGUUGGCCUGCACUCCUGCUUCCAAACAAGAAGUCACUUAUUCCUUGUCAUCGAGUAUGUGAAUGGAGGGGAUCUUCUGUUUCAUAUGCAAAGGAAAAAUAAGCUUCCGGAGGAACACACCAGGUUUUAUGCUGCUGAAAUAUGUAUUGCUCUAAACUUUCUCCACGAACGAGGAAUUAUCUACAGGGACUUAAAACUAGAUAAUAUCCUCCUAGAUACUGAAGGUCACAUCAAAUUAACAGAUUAUGGCAUUUGCAAGGAAGGUUUGGGCCCAGGUGACACAACAAGGACUUUCUGUGGGACACCAAAUUAUAUUGCCCCUGAAAUCCUAAGGGGAGAAGAAUACGGGUUCAGUGUGGACUGGUGGGCUCUUGGUGUCCUGAUGUUUGAGAUGAUGGUAGGAAGAUCGCCAUUUGAUAUAAUCACAGACAAAUUGGACAUGGCCACUGAAGAUGACCUCUUCCAAGUUAUCCUUGAGAAGCCUAUUCAAAUCCCCAGAUUUCUCUCUGUCAAAGCUUCCCGUGUUUUAAAAGGAUUUUUAAAUAAGGAUCCCAAAGGGAGGCUUGGUUGCCAACCACAAACGGGAUUUUCAGAUAUCAAAUCUCAUAUGUUCUUCCGUAGCAUAGACUGGGAUCUGCUGGAGAAGAAGCAAGCCCUCCCUCCAUUUCAGCCUCAGAUAACUGAUGAUUAUGGUCUGGAUAACUUCGAUACACAGUUCACCAGCGAACCUGUGCAGCUAACCCCAGAUGAUGAGAAUGUAAUAAAAAGAAUAGACCAGUCAGAAUUUGAAGGAUUUGAAUACAUCAAUCCUCUGUUGCUUUCUACAGAAGAGUCAGUGUGAAGAAAUGGCAUCUCCACUGUGGAUAAAUAAUGUGAAUGAACUAUUAAAUUUAUCCAUAACUACAGUAUAUGCAUGCAAGGAUGGGGAACUGUAAGGUUUUGAGUGGAGACCAAUGAUUUUUUAAAAAAUUGCUGCUGAAAAUCAAAGAAGAGAAUAGAUUUUGGUGGGUAUCUUCCUCUACGUAAUACUAGUUUUCAGUUUGGGGCACUGACAUGAUUGGCUUCUUUUCUGAGGGAAUGUGCACAUGUGCUUGCUUCCCCGAAAAAUCUCAUGUUUGUUACAUCCUCGGGAAAGGAAUGUUCAAACGACUUUGAAGGUGCAAACUUUCUGCAGAACAAAACUUGAUGCAAUGGCCAACAAUUUCAAGAAAAUUUGUGUAAUAUCCUGAAGAAUAAAAUGUUACAGUGGUGUUGAACCUCAAAAAAAAUUAA